ACGAUAGGAAGAAUGAAUAGGAAGUUAGAUUGCAACUGAUCAUAUAGAAAUAUUAAUUGAGAAUAUGUUCGAUCACUUAAUCAGCGGUGAAUAUACAUUGAAUAAUUGUGAAAUUCUAAACAAAUUUUUUUUAUUAAAAUUUGAAAAUUGGGAGUAAUAAGUAUUAAUCAAUUAGCGAAAAAAGAAUUUAAAUAUCAAAAAAUAUCGGCGAGAACAAGCCAGGAGCAAGUAUCCUGUUCAAUAAUGUAAUCAAUCCAUCGUCAGCAAGAUUGCAUUCAGUCUUCGGGAAGCGUAACAAAUGUAAAAAAAAAAAAAAAGUGUACAAUGUACGUCAGCAAGAAUUGUUAGGCAGCAUCGAGAUCUCGAUCAAUUGUGAGUACGUAUUUUAUAAUACUACGUUCUGUUAUACGAGAUUCGCUGUUUUAUAUAUAAAAUACAUUUCUAAUAUCCACGAAAAACGUGGCUUUUAUUCCUUAACAUCGAUUGAGGAUAGAAAGAGUAGAAAAACAAAAUAUCAUUCUACUCUUGCAAUUGUAUCAUCAUGAAAUUUUAAUUUCUAUUCAAAAAGUGUAUUUAUCAAAAUAUCUCAAGAAUAUCAAAAGAAAAAAAAAGAAGAUUAUAUAAAUUGAAAAUCAAAUUUUCAAUUUAUAUUAAGAUCACUUACACACUGCUUUAAUAUUACACGUGUAAAAAAAAAAUUGUACGCCUUAUCAUAUAUUUUUAGCAAAGAAUCGAGGCAUUUUGGAUAUAUAAAUUGUAAAUAUGGAUACAAAAGAAAUUACUUUCAUGCAUUGUGAUAUCUUCGCCAAAGAAUCUGGACAUUUUGGAUAUAUAAAUUGUAAAUAAUUGUAUUUGAAUACAAUUUUUUUUGUAACGUAUAUUAUCCUGAUGCUUGGAAAAUUCGAAAUACGCGAUUAUAAUCUUUCGAAAUUCUUCUUUCGAAAGAUUAUAUCGCGUAAAUCAGAGAAAUCAUAAAAAUCAAAGAAUACGACAAAUCAUUAAAAAAUCUAUAAAAUACAAUAUACGGAAUAUUCAUAUUCCUUCGAAUCUUCCUCGAGCACCAAUACAAUCUAUUUUCUCAAACUUUCUUUUUUUGUUUUUCAGCCACAGACAUUCUGUUAUGCAAUUUUCUGACCAAAUGUUAAUAAGACAGAAACAUACACGUCUAAUUAUUAAUAAUAUUAAUUCUCCUCGAGAGCAUCGAGCGUCGCUUCUUCUUGCGAUAAAUAGAUCGUCCGCGAGCCGCGUGCAAAAUCACAAAAUUUAAAACAUAUUAGAGGCGCGACGAGCAAAGCAUGAAAAAAAAGGACCUCCUACUUGCUGCCUCCGACCGAAAGAUAGAUAAAGACAAAGAGGGAAGCGCACAGUCAUAAAAAAAAAGAAAAGAGAGGGAGGGGAGAAAAGAGACAAAAACUUGUCGAGAAGUAGAAAGCGGAGUAGAACAAAGAAGACAAAAAGUGAGAGAGGGAUGAAGAAGAAGUGGGAAGAGCAUCCCAGGGGAGGAAGAGGAUCCAAGUGGAGAGGGAAAAGAGGAGCGGGAGAAGGGGUGGAUUUUGCGAGAGCAGAGGGGGUGGCGCCGCGGGCCGCGCCGUCGCCCAGCAUCCACCUCGCUUCCACCCGCCCACCCUUGCAAAGGCGCACCCUCACGCCGUGAGAGUAUCUGGUUAGUAGUCAUACGCUGGCCCGUUGCGAGGCUGCCGAUAUUGCCGUGCCUCUGUCGCUCGUUCCGCUCGCCUACAUCACGCUCUCGACAUCGCAUUUACGCGUUUAAUUCGCGUGCCGGUGACCCAGUUCGAGCGCGCGGAGUACCGCGAAGUUAUCCGCGGCGGUGAUUCGUCCACGCGUGUCCGUGUCUCGCGGGUAAACACGGAAUUAGGAAGAACGCGUCUCGACGCGACACGAGUGACAACGAAUUGAUAACGCGGGAGGAGAAAGGAACCAAGGUACGAAAAGAAACGUUGUCAUCUGGCCGACCGUCCGUGAUUGGGCCGAUAUCGGUCGUCUCGCGGGAGGACGAUUUUUUACGCUCCUCGAGUAAAACCCACAUGGUACGUGUUUUGCUUCUCCACUCUCCGCGCCACCCCUACGUGGCUCCCUCUCCGCUAGAUUCGCGUGUGAAGGGGACACGCGUUACCCGAUCCUAGCUGGAGGUGCACGCUUUCGAUGUGAGCGAAGAGUGGAAGGAUUGGAUUGGAUUGAAAGCGUUGAUCCAAAAUAAAGGAAGCAGGAUAAAACUACAGUCAUCGUGUAAAAGUGUUUUAUUGUUUUGCUCUCGUUAACAUUUUUGAUGUUGGAUGAUACCAAAGGAAAUAAAAGGAGAGAUCUUUCCAUUCUUCCAAGAUCGGCCGGAGAUAAGUUGAACGUGGAUUAACGUCGUCUAGGAGACGAUCACAUGAUUAACAGUGGAAUUGAAUCGAAGAGAUUCAUAUACUUAGGUAUCGGUGGUAAUUCAAUAAAGAAGAAAUGUUACUUUGUAACAGGAUAGAACAAGAUGAUAUAGGGAGGAACGGUUAUCCUUUGUUCUAACUUUGUCACGAAGAGAAGAGAAACAGCAUAUAGAGAAUCAUAUUUUCGCAUUUUUGCAACGAAAAUUUGCAAACGGGAAAUAAUUGUUUCCCUAGUAUUUUACUUUCGUUGAUAAUGGAGGGAAAAAGUGCAAUGUUGUAAUAAAACAUUAUAGAAUAAAAGAAAACUAUAAUGUAAAGAGAAGAACAUAUCUAUUACUUGCUUUAAGAGGUUAAAAGAAGUAGAAACUAAAGUAUCACAUUUUCUAGAAGAUUUUAAGCUUUUUGAAGUGGGAAAUCUUGCAAGGAAAAAGCAAUUAAUAAGAACUUAUUCUUUCGUCAUUUUUUACAAUGAAAAAUUCAAAAUGGAGGACAAGAAAUAAUGUAAAGUAACAGGAUACGUAGAACAUACGUAGAGAGAUAUAAAGGAUAAUAUUGUUAGAUGAACAUAACGGCAUUCCCAGUGGACUAAUCUGUUCCGUGUCUCGGAGGAAACGGUAAUCGAUACAAUGGAAACGUUCAUGAUAAUAGGUAUCUGCUUCCUAUGCUACGAGAUGUGCGAUUUGAUCAGACGUUACGCCACACCGCAAACCGCCGAGCCUAGACGCUCGUUUCAAGCCUCAACUCGUACACAAAAUAUAUUCUCGAUUUCUCACAGGAUGCAGAGCCGACCGGCUUAUUGCCCUCAGUAAGCCUCUUCUUUCAGCUUUCUGACAUUUAUAUGGCAAUUUUUAGAAGAAUUGGUCAAUUUUGAGAAAAUUCAACAGUUUCGAGAGAUACAUGUUGUUUUUUUGUUUAUCUGAAUUUUGAAGAAAUUCUAAGGAACCACGUUCUUCGUGCAAUUGUUUCAUUGUCUCUUGUGCAAAGUGAAUUAUCUUCGAUUGUUGCAGAAACAUUGUACAAUCUACACGUGUGAUUUUCGAAGAAACUUUUAGAAAAAAAUCUACGCAUAUGGGUAUCAUCAAUUAUACGAUUCCUGAAGAAGAGGAAAAAGAAAAUUGUGGAAUUUUUUAGUGGUUAAUAUCGAAGGAGUUAUAAUAUAAAAUACAAAAUCGUGGAAGUGACACAAGCGACAAAUGAAGAUAUGAUAGUUUUCUAUUUUUAUUCAGUGGCUAAUGUUCGGACAUCGUGACAGAAUUAAUUUUAGAAAGAAAAAAAGGAAAAAGAAAAAAAGGAGAAACAAUAAUGCAAGAUAUAAAAUGUUUGUUCCAUAUACAUGAACUAUUCACACGUGUGAAUUUAUUCGAGCCGCUCGAAGUGGGGGAAAAAUAUUGUUUGCCUGUCUCCAAUCGACAUCGUAAAAAUUCUUCGUAUUUACCAAGCGUCACACAAACUUAUUAACUCUUGGAAAAGAUAGAAAUGUGACAAGUAUAAAAAUAAGUGUUCAAGAUAGAUAUCAUUUAAAUGAUAAUGAUAAAAUGAUAAAAAUAAUUUAAUUCGUAUGAUCAGAAUGAUAUCAAACAUUUUUGCGAGAAAAAAUUCUUGCUCUUCAAAUUUAAAAUAGAUCUGAAAAAUAAAAUAGAUCUGGUCCCGUGACUCGUCAAAACGACACUCGUGAAAAACGGGAUUCCAUGCUGCCUUGACAAAUGCAUUUGCACAUGAUAAUGGAACACAUUAUUCGAAUCGAUACAGCAGCAAACAUGGAUCAUCUAUUAUUGCGCUGUUGAUCGAUGAAAUCUCUCGAUUUAUCGAUCACGAUUAGCUAAAGCGAUAAAAAUCGCUGUUGCAUUCUAUGUUAAAAAUGCGUGGACAACGAAUAUUUUCUCUUUAAAGAUGUUUCUUGACGAAUCGACAAAGUCUGUUCACUUUUAUGUACGUAUUGUUAAAUGCUGUGAAAAUUUGAAUUAAGUUGGCCGAUGGAAAAUCGCCGUUUCACUGCCUGUCUUCGAGGAUUGAAUUUUCGAAGAAAUUUCUACCGUGGAAUAGGUACAGUUGGCUGUAAUCCAUUGUGAAAAGAAACGAAACGUAUCGAUUACAUAUAUUCGAAAAUCGAAUGCAUAAAUACGAGAACAAGAGAAAAUUACAAGAAUAAUUUUUGUCGAUUCAAGUUGCAAAUAAUUUGUGAUCGAGAUCAUGGAACUCGAUAUAUUAGUAAAAACAAUAUUUGCAAUGUGUGAUUGUCAUGCUAUUUAUGCCCCAAAAGUGACAGAAUAUUUCAAUUAAUAUUUCUUUUUUCUUUAUUUAAUGUAUCGCUAUUUCUCUCCCAAACGAUAAAACAACAAAUUCAAUUAUACUCGUAAUUGUUCGACGUAGAGUUACUUUUCUCAGACAACGAAACAACGAUUGUAUUCGAGUAUUAACAUUGACAUCCUUCUUUUCCAAGAUAAUAAAACGUCCUGCUAAUUUUCCUGGACGAUUAAAAAUAACAAUUUAAUUGUGUUCGAGUUGUUUUGUUUGACGGAUUACCAUUUUUCUUAGACGACAUUUCCCAAUAAUUCAAAUAUAUGACGUCUUUGCUAUUUUUCUCAAAUAUUUUCCAACGAUAUUUCAAUUGUAUUCGAAUCGUUCAACGUAAAACUAUUUUCCUAGACAAAUAAAAGAACAAUUCAAUUGUACGACGUCCUGCUAUUUUUCCUAGACAGUGAAAUAACAAUUCAGUUUUUAGUAAGACGAGUUAUUUGACGUAUAUACCUAUUUUUCCAGACAAUGAAAUAACAAUUCAGUUGUAUGACAUCAACAUUUACCUCAAACAAUAAAACAUCGAUUCGAUUAAUACUUCAGUUGUUUGACGUAUUGCUACUUUUCCCAGACAAAAGAAAGAACAGUUCAAUUGUACUUGACGUUCGUAUUGAUUGUCCAUCCACUUUUCCAUCCGGAGAAUGGCAGAACGACUCGAGUUGUACUCGAGUUGUUUGACAUUCGUGCAACAAUUACUUUUCCCGAAGAAUGACAGAACGGCUCGAUCGAGUUGUCUGGCAUUCACGUAUCUAUUUCUUUUUCCCAGAGAAAUGGCAGAUCGAUUCCCCUACAUUCGAGUUGUUAUAUCAAACUGUAUCGACGUUAUAUAUACAGUUUUGAGUGUACAUGUUACAUGUUAAGAGGAGAACAAUCAUUGGAUAUAGCGUCUUCUCAUUGAAGACCUGAAGUUUGAGGCUGAGAAUAGCUCGUUGACUUGAACAUUGGGUCUUGAACAGAGGGACACGAUAUACAGAAUUACGAAGAGGAGAGAUGGACUCGCUGGAGCGGUUGAUAAGCUCAGGAUCGCACCAGCCAGCCUUGACGGCAGCCACGCGGUCACAGAACGCCUUCGUUCAGGCCAACCUUUGCUCUGUGAUCGGACGUAAGGGUCGUCACCUGACUGGCACGUUUUGCUUAACAGGAGACACGAUGGAGGGCAUCAUACAGUGUCUGGUGUUCCUGAAAGCGUUUUCGCUGGUGGGCGGCGAAUUCGACAUGGAACUGAACUUCGUGAUUCAGGACGCACAGAACAUCAGGCAUAUGCUGGAAUUGCUCGAUCAUUGCCCGCCCAAUCUCCAGGCCGAAAUAUGGAGCGUGUUCAUCGCCAUUUUGAGGAAGAGCGUGCGGAAUCUACAAGCGUGUACAGACGUAAGCCUCAUCGAACACGUGCUGCUUCGAUUGUCCCGCGCGGAAACUGUCGUCGCAGAUCUAUUAAUCGACAUGCUUGGAGUGUUGGCCAGCUACAGCAUAACGGUGAAGGAGCUGAAACUUUUAUUCGGUGCUAUGAAAGCUGUGAAAGGGAAAUGGCCACGACACUCGGCGAAACUGUUAAACGUGCUCCGUCAGAUGCCGCAACGGAACGGACCCGACGUGUUUUUUAGUUUCCCCGGUAGAAAGGGAUCGGCAAUCGUUCUGCCGCCGCUCGCAAAAUGGCCACACGAGAAUGGUUUCACGUUUACCACAUGGUUCCGCCUGGACCCCAUCAACUCCGUUAAUAUCGAACGAGAAAAGCCGUACCUCUACUGUUUUAAAACUAGCAAGGGAGUGGGAUACUCCGCGCAUUUCGUAGGGAACUGCUUGGUCCUCACCUCUAUGAAAGUGAAGGGCAAGGGCUUCCAGCAUUGUGUCAAAUACGAAUUUCAACCACGAAAGUGGUAUAUGAUCGCCGUAGUGUACAUAUAUAAUAGGUGGACGAAGAGCGAAAUUAAAUGUUUGGUCAACGGUCAAUUGGCUUCGAGUACUGAAAUGGCGUGGUUCGUUUCAACAAACGACCCGUUUGACAAAUGUUACAUCGGGGCUACACCGGAACUGGAUGAAGAGCGCGUGUUUUGCGGACAAAUGAGCGCUAUUUAUCUGUUCAGCGAAGCUCUGACUACGCAUCAGAUAUGCGCUAUGCAUAGACUGGGGCCUGGAUAUAAGAGUCAGUUUCGUUUUGACAACGAGUGUUACCUGAAUCUGCCUGACAAUCACAAAAGGGUGAGUGAUGAGCCGGAGCUCACGAGCAUGGUGGACCAAAGUAUGCAAACUGUGCUUUACGAUGGAAAGCUGUCGAAUGCGAUUGUGUUCAUGUACAACCCGGUAGCAACGGAUUCUCAACUUUGCUUGCAAAGCGCACCAAAAGGCAACGUCUCCUAUUUUGUACAUACACCACACGCCCUUAUGCUACAGGAUGUUAAAGCUGUCAUCACGCAUUCCAUUCAUAGCACGUUAAAUUCCAUUGGUGGCAUUCAAGUGUUGUUCCCUUUGUUCUCGCAACUAGAUAUGCCUUACGAUUGUAUAGCUCCCAACGAUGUUAAACGAGAUCCAACGUUAUGCUCGAAAUUGUUGGGGUUUAUUUGCGAUCUUGUCGAGAGUUCGCAAACGGUGCAGCAACACAUGGUGCAAAACCGUGGGUUUCUGGUGAUCAGUUACAUGUUGCAGAGAGCGAGCAGAGACCAUCUUACGACGGAAGUCCUCGCGUCCUUUUUGGAGCUGACGAAACAUCUGGUCACUUGUCUUAGCGCGAACAGCGACUUGUUAUUGAAACAGUUGUUUUACUUUUCAUUCCUAACAUGGCAGCUAUUGGACCACGUCCUUUUUAAUCCCGCUCUGUGGAUAUAUACGCCGGCUCCGGUGCAAACCCGGCUUUAUUCGUACUUGGCCACAGAGUUCCUCAGUGACACGCAAAUAUAUUCUAACGUAAGGAGAGUCUCCACAGUAUUGCAAACGGUACACACGCUUAAGUACUAUUACUGGGUCGCCAAUCCUCGAGCAAAGAGUGGAAUCACUCCCAAAGGACUUGAUGGACCGAGGCCACAGCAAAAGGAUAUUUUGACAAUACGUUCUUACAUUUUGUUAUUUCUGAAACAAUUGAUUAUGAUAGGGAACGGGGUGAAGGAUGACGAGCUGCAAAGUAUAUUGAAUUAUCUGACGACAAUACACGAGGAUGAAAAUUUACACGACGUUUUGCAAAUGCUUAUAUCUUUAAUGUCGGAACAUCCCUCGUCCAUGGUGCCUGCUUUCGACGCGAAACAAGGCGUCAGGACGAUUUUUAAGUUGUUAGCGGCGGAGAGCCAAUUAAUACGUUUACAAGCCUUGAAAUUGUUGGGAUUCUUUUUAAGUCGCAGUACACACAAAAGGAAAUAUGACGUAAUGAGCCCUCACAAUCUCUACACGUUAUUGGCCGAAAGAUUAUUGUUGAACGAGGAAACUUUGUCAUUACCUACCUACAACGUUUUAUACGAGAUCAUGACGGAGCACAUUAGUCAACAGAUCCUCUACGCAAGGCAUCCUGAACCAGAAUCCCAUUAUCGGUUAGAAAAUCCAAUGAUCCUUAAGGUAGUGGCGACUCUGAUUCGACAAUCAAAACAAACGGAACAAUUGCUCGAAGUGAAGAAGCUGUUCCUCUCGGAUAUGACAUUGUUGUGCAACAACAAUCGAGAGAAUCGUCGAACUGUUCUACAGAUGUCUGUAUGGCAGGAGUGGCUUAUAGCCAUGGCGUACAUUCAUCCGAAGAACACGGAAGAGCAAAAAAUCUCGGACAUGGUGUACUCGUUGUUUCGCAUGCUUCUUCAUCAUGCUAUCAAACACGAGUACGGUGGAUGGCGCGUAUGGGUGGACACUUUGGCCAUCGUGCACUCCAAGGUAUCCUACGAGGAAUUUAAGCUUCAAUUUGCUCAAAUGUAUGAGCAUUACGAAAGGCAAAGAUCGGAUAACAUCACGGAUCCUGAGCUGAGACAGCAAAGGCCGAUCAGUACUAUCUCUGGCUGGGAUCAACAGCAUUCGGGGAAUAAUGGUUACAACAAACCGUCACCCUGGAGCAAUCAACAGACUCACGAUGUGCAACACGUGGAGAGGAAUUACAAGGAGUUCGACACAACCGAGGGUAAUGACAGGCUGGAAGAGUCGUGCAGCUGCGACUUGAACUCGAUAGACAACACCGAGAGCGAUGGGAGUCCUGCGAUCGUCAAGUCUCGCAGCGAAACGUUGGAUACCGCGCAAUCGAGCGAGGCGAUAUCCCUGGACUCGAGGCUGAGCGACAAGCCAGAGACGCCAACGACAGCGCGAGAAAUCCACACGGAUACGCCUACGAUCCUCGAAGAAGGGAACAGCGAGGCGGCCUCCAUCCCGACUACCCAAGAAACCAGCGAGGCGAUAUCGAUAGAGAGCUCGAGCGAUUUCUACAGCGAGGUUCACAAGAUCGAGGGUUCCAGCCCGGAUUCCAUGGUGGUGCAAGAAGUUCUGAAGAAAGACGACGAUCCUUCCGAGGUUAAAUCGCAGGAUGAAGCCGUCCCUCCAUCUGAGAAGAAAACGGUGGAGGAGAGCGUGGAGGCCAGGCAGGAGGAAGACGCGGAGCAGCCGAAAGUAACAACGCGGAAUAACGCGGACGAGUGUAACGUUUCCCACGUGCAAAAGGACGACGAAACGGAGGGUGAAACCGAGGAAAUGGAAGGUCAGACGGAAGUGGAGGCUGGAGGAGAACUGGAAGCUGAAACUGGGAUCGUCGAAGCCUGUGUCGAAGCUGGAAUCAAGGUGGAAGCCGACGGUGAAACUGAAGUCGAGGCUCCAUCGAGGUUGGAAGAGGCGAGAAAUAAAGAGACAUCGAGUUCGGUGGACAAGGUUGCUUCGAACGAAGAGACUUCCGCGGAUAUUGUUCUCGAUAAGGAAGAAGAGAGAACGGAGAAAAGUGUGGAGGAGGACGUUGUCGCCUCGACGGAGCAAGCCGAUUCGGAACACGUGCCGUCAUCCGUUCCCUCGAGCGAGACGCCAGAGCCAUUGAUCAUCAAGGAUAUCGAGAAGCUGCAAUUGGAGAACGAUCGCGAGGUGAUCGACAGCGAUACCUCGGAGGCUUACUUGACACCGACCGAGAAUCAAGAUAAUCUGGGCGAUAUGAAGCCGAAGGAAGCGGAAAAGACGGAGGACAGCGAGAAGGGGGCGGGUGUCGACGUUGAGAAGAGCGAGAACGACGCCGAGGAGACCGGGAAAAAUUCCAAUUGCUCAACUAGCGUAAUAGAGAGUAACGUGGCCGACGAGAAGAAGAAGGACGUAGACGUAGACGAGGAGAAAGUGGAUACAGUAGUAGUGACUAGUGAGUUAAGUAGUGAGAAAUGCGCCGUGGACUCUGUGAAAGAGGAGAAAAGUGCCGUUGUUAACGUUGAUAACGGGGUGAAGGUUACUGACAAACAUUCAAGGGAGCCGUCCACUAUUUCUACUAACGUAAGUGAUAAUCAGUCAGACAUUCCAGUGAGAACCGAGAACGAGGUAGAAGUAACAGAUAGUGUUUGUAGUAAUAGCGAUAUUCAAAGUUCUGUAGAUAAUGUGACGCAAGUGCCAAAUCCUAAACAGCAAAUUCCAACAAUAUCUACGGUCUGUGAUGCAAAUAAAAAUAUGCCCGACGGUGUGCCUCAAAUCGUUAGUUCUACAGUGGUUGCGAGGGAUAAUUCUUUGUUGAAUGAGUUAACUUCGGAUCACGUAGAUGCUCAUCGCAGAUCCAGCUUGCCGGCUGUGUCCUCCGAGACGACCACCGACGAUAAUAACGUAAACGAACCUCCCUCCUUACCUGUCCCCUUGCGGAAAACAUCGUCACCUCAGAAACGACCAAGGAGUGCCUCAACGUCCACGCAAGUGGAUCCGAAUCAUUUCGAAUCAAAACGAUCGAAGCAAGGUAAUCCUUCUACGAGACCAAUGUUCAGUCCAGGGCCGACUCGUCCUCCUUUCAGAAUACCAGAGUUCAAAUGGUCUUACAUACAUCAAAGAUUACUCUCGGAUGUUCUCUUUUCGUUAGAGACGGAUAUUCAAGUUUGGAGAAGCCAUUCAACGAAGUCGGUGCUGGAUUUCGUGAACAGCAGCGAAAACGCAAUUUUUGUUGUUAAUACCGUUCACCUAAUUUCCCAACUGGCCGACAAUCUUAUUAUCGCCUGUGGAGGAUUGUUACCGCUUCUAGCUUCGGCGACCUCGCCAAAUAGCGAAUUGGAUGUAAUUGAACCAACUCAGGGGAUGCCAAUUGAGGUAGCAGUUUCUUUUCUGCAAAGACUAGUCAACAUGGCUGAUGUACUUAUCUUCGCCAGCUCUUUAAAUUUCGGUGAACUGGAGGCUGAGAAGAAUAUGUCUAGUGGCGGUAUUCUAAGGCAGUGUUUAAGACUGGUCUGUACAUGUGCCGUUAGAAACUGCUUAGAGUGUAAAGAACGUGGCAGAUCGUACAGCAUGUUAGGUCGGCAGAUUGGUUCUAGUAAUAAAUCACAGCACAUACAGUCUCUUAUACGUGGAGCUCAAACAUCACCCAAGAACAUAGUGGAUAAUCUGGCACAUCAAUUAAGUCCUGUCAAAGAUCCUGAGAAAUUGCUGCAAGAUAUGGACGUGAACCGUUUAAGAGCUGUGAUAUACAGAGAUGUUGAAGAAACCAAGCAGGCCCAGUUUCUGUCCCUCGCUAUAGUUUACUUCAUCUCUGUACUGAUGGUAUCAAAAUAUCGUGAUAUAUUGGAACCACCAAUAUCCCAACGUCCACCAAGUCCAAUUCAAACAAUACAGACUAAUGGUGCUAGUUUAAGACCAGGUAGCCCUUCAGCAGAUGGGAAUGGUGGUGGAGGAGGGCGGCCCCUGUUUCCACAGUGGUCUCACCACGUGUACCCACAGUUCCUCCCGGGAUCUCACCCUAACGCCAAUGCGAAUGCCAAUGCCAAUGCCAACCACCACAUGAACCAGCACCACCACCAGCACCCGCUACCGGCUGCCAGGCACUCUAAUCGCCAGCCCCCCUCCAACUAUUAUCUCCCGAAUCACCACAGUAAUCAUUACAACCAUCAUCCGAAUAACCAUAACUAUCAUCGUCAUCAUCAUUACCAUCAUCACAAUAACAACAAUCAUCAUCAUACGCUUCAAAAACAUAUCGAUCAGCCCCGAAAUCUCUGUCAUAGAAACUCCGGUGUUGGUCUGCAAGGAAGCGGAGGCAUCAUGAGCCAAGCCGGUUCACAAGACGACGGUGAAUACGAGGUGAUAAUCGUCGACGAGAACAACUCGUCGAUCCUGGCGGAUCACGACGUUACAUCGUCGGGACCUCCAUCGACCAAGGGAGGUCACAGUGGCGUACCUCGGCCACGGACAAUUCUCGAGGAUUACACCUCGUCAGAACCAACGCUUGGCUCUUCGACAAGAUCCACUGAACCACUGCCACGAAAUGUGCAGAGUAACGACUCGAGCGAAGAAACGGUGCAUCGUAGCAAUAUUACCGCGGAUGCCAGCCCUUCCGAGGUUGCAACGGAUAACGAGAAUAAACAUAACUCCUCCGAGGAAGCGUGGACCGACGUAAAUCUGAACGAAGACGGAGACACGAUCCCGAUCACGAAUCAAAGGGAAGACCCGCGAAACAUUCACAACAUGGCGCACUCUCGCGGUGAAAUCCAAGACAGCGAAGGCAACGUUCUGGAGCAAGGGAUGAUGGGGAACGCGGAACGCGGUGAGAAACCUUCCGGUGAGAUCUCGGUGGUUCGCGUGUCGGACAGAUUGGUGAUGACUUCCGCGUCGCCACGACCCGAUGAGUUACCGAUCAAGGGACUGGUCGAUCAUCUUCCGGUCCCGACACCCUCGCGCGAGGCCUCGCUCACGCAGAAACUGGAAAUGGCGCUUGGCUCCGUUUGCCCGCUUCUGCGCGAGAUCAUGGUCGAUUUUGCCCCUUUCCUCUCGAAAACGCUCGUCGGCUCUCAUGGGCAGGAAUUGCUGAUGGAAGGCAAAGGUAGGACUCGUUUAACCACCUUCAAAAACAGCAAUUCGGUGGUGGAAUUGGUGAUGUUACUAUGUUCCCAAGAAUGGCAGAACUCGUUGCAGAAACACGCAGGCCUUGCUUUCAUCGAGCUCAUUAACGAGGGAAGGUUACUGUCUCACGCGAUGAAGGAUCAUAUCGUAAGAGUGGCCAACGAGGCUGAAUUUAUCCUCAAUCGUAUGAGAGCGGACGAUGUGCUCAAACAUGCCGACUUCGAGUCUCAAUGCGCUCAAACAUUGCUCGACCGACGGGAGGAGGAAAGGAUGUGCGAUCAUCUGAUCACAGCCGCACGAAGACGGGAUAACGUUAUUGCUAGUAGAUUAUUGGAGAAGGUCCGUAAUAUUCUGUCUAACAAACAUGGCGCUUGGGGAUACAUGGAUCCAAUGGCUGCAAAGUUGGCCGAAUACUGGAAGCUAGAUGCUUGGGAGGAUGAUGCACGUAGACGUAAGCGUUUCGUGCACAAUCCACUAGGCUCGAGCCAUCCCGAAGCUACACUGAAGGCGGCCCUCGAACACGGUGCACCCGAGGAUGCGAUCCUUCAAGCGCGUGAAGAGUUUCACGCGCAUCUCGCAGCCUCGCGUGCACACCAGCAGCAAUUGCAGUCGGCGGAUCUGAUGGACGACAGUGAGCUGUUGUCGGACGACAGAGACCUCGAUAACGAUCUGACAGGCCCCGUGAACAUCAGCACGAAAGGAAAAUUGAUCGCGCCCGGUAUCGUGGCUCCUGGUAUUAUCUCUGUGACGUCCACGGAACUUUACUUCGAGGUGGACGAGGACGACCCAGAGUUCAAGAAGAUCGACAGCGAGGUGCUCAAGUACUGCGAUCAUCUGCACGGAAAAUGGUACUUCUCGGAGGUGCGCGCGAUAUUCUCGCGGCGAUAUCUGCUCCAGAACGUCGCCAUCGAGAUAUUCCUGGCCAGCCGAACCUCGAUCCUGUUCGCGUUCCCGGACCAGGCGACGGUGAAAAAGGUGAUCAAGGCGCUACCGCGGGUCGGCGUUGGCAUCAAAUACGGGAUUCCGCAGACUAGAAGAGCAUCAAUGAUGUCGCCCAGACAAUUAAUGAGGAGCUCCAAUAUGACGCAGAAGUGGCAGCGAAGAGAAAUAUCGAAUUUCGAGUAUCUCAUGUUCUUGAAUACCAUUGCUGGACGAACUUAUAACGAUUUGAACCAGUAUCCGGUGUUCCCUUGGGUGUUGACUAAUUACGAGACGAAGGAGCUCGAUCUCAGUCUGCCUAGCAACUAUCGUGAUUUGUCAAAGCCAAUUGGCGCGUUGAACCCAAGCAGAAGAGCUUACUUCGAGGAACGCUUUCAAAGUUGGGAGCACGACAGUAUACCGCCGUUCCACUAUGGCACGCAUUAUUCUACAGCUGCUUUUGUUCUGAACUGGAUGAUACGCGUGGAACCGAUGACAACGAUGUUCCUCGCGCUCCAAGGCGGGAAAUUCGAUCAUCCGAAUCGAUUGUUCUCCUCGAUCGCUCUCUCUUGGAAGAAUUGCCAACGUGAUACUUCAGAUGUCAAGGAGUUGAUCCCAGAGUUCUUCUUCCUACCGGAGAUGCUGGUGAACAGCAAUCGAUAUCGCUUGGGCAGACAAGAAGAUGGCAGCGUAGUCGGCGACGUCGAGUUACCUCCGUGGGCAUCGUCCCCGGAGGAAUUUAUACGAAUUAAUCGAAUGGCUCUCGAGUCGGAGUUCGUGUCCUGUCAAUUACACCAAUGGAUCGAUUUAAUAUUCGGCUACAAGCAAAAAGGUCCAGAAGCGGUUCGUGCAACGAAUGUAUUCUAUUACUUAACUUACGAGGGUAGCGUGGAUUUGGAUACGAUAACUGAUCCAGUUAUGAGGGAAGCCAUAGAGAAUCAAAUACGGAACUUCGGUCAAACACCCUCGCAGCUUUUAAUGGAACCACAUCCUCCGCGAAGUUCAGCGAUGCAUUUGAUUACCCCAAAGUUUGACAAGACGUUGCCACCCGUUUUGCAGUCGCCGAUGAUGUUUUCGAGUAUCCCAGACGACAUCUGCAUGACCAUCAAGUUCCCAUCCAACUCGCCGAUUUGUCAUAUAUCGGCAAACACUUAUCCUCAACUACCCUUACCAUCCGUCGUUACAGUCACUACUGGACAGCAAUUCGCUGUCAACAGAUGGAACACGAAUUACGCGGCAUCUGUACAAUCGCCGAGUUACGCGGAUACUCCGCAAGCGCAAGCUGCUAAUCAACCAUUGUCCAUGGAUCCAGUUCUAUCUCAAGCAGCGAACAGUUCGAAUCCCACCCUGCGUCGCCACUUGGGUGACAAUUUCAGUCAGAAGCUUAAGAUACGAAGUAAUUGCUUCGUCACCACUGUGGACAGCAGAUUCUUGGUUGCUUGUGGUUUCUGGGACAACAGCUUCCGUGUAUUCUCUACCGAAACUGCAAAAAUUGUACAAAUAGUGUUCGGCCAUUAUGGAGUUGUCACGUGUUUGUCACGCAGCGAAUGCAACAUCACGUCUGAUUGUUACAUAGCAUCGGGAAGUGCCGAUUGCACUGUUCUGUUGUGGCACUGGAAUGCCAGAACGCAGACGAUCGUCGGCGAGGGUGAGGCACCAGCGCCUAGAGCGACCCUUACAGGACACGAGCAACCUGUAACUGCAGUCGUUAUUUCCGCUGAACUGGGCUUGGUCGUUUCUGGAUCUUAUUAUGGACCAGUUCUUGUACACACGACCUUUGGCGAUCUUCUGAGAUCGCUGGAAGCACCAAAUGGAUUUUCUUCGCCAGAAAAUAUCGCCAUGUCACGGGAAGGUGUUAUCGUUGUGAAUUACGAACGUGGACACAUAGCAGCGUUCACCAUAAAUGGGAAACGGCUUCGCCACGAGUCUCAUAACGAUAAUCUUCAAUGUCUACUUCUAAGCAGAGACGGCGAGUACUUAAUGACAGGUGGUGAUAAACGAAUCGUGGAAGUUUGGAGGACGUUCAAUCUCGCUCUCCUCUAUGCGUUCCCAGCCUGCGAAAGCAGUGUCCGUUCUCUGGCACUUUCGCAUGAUCAGAAAUUUCUGUUGGCUGGCUUGGCAAAUGGAUCGAUCGUGAUCUUCCAUAUCGAUUUCAACAGAUGGCACCACGAAUUCCAGCAACGCUACUGAGACUGCUUCGCGUACGUCUAGCAAAGUCGAACGAGGCACGAACGCGGUUCAUCUGUCGUUCGUCUUCCUUGCCCAACAUCGACAGAUUUCUCUCGGUCUCGGUGGACGGGUCGUAACGGUAACAUCCAUUUAAAAGUCAGGUCUCGCAACAUCCGAUCGCGUGUACAAUACCAUUCAAACAGAUCAACGAUUCGAUCGUGACGUGUCGAAGAAAAACGCGCCGUGCAAUAAACAGCAGAGGAUUGGACGAAGCGUUUGGUCGUUAGUUUUUCGAAUGAGAAGCGAUGAUGAACUCACGAGGAGUGUUUACAGAUAGGAGCAACGAGCAACGACGCUUUCGUAAUCGUUUAAUAAGAAUCGAGUAGUGGGCGCAGAGAACAGUAGUCGCCGUGCAGCAGGUAUACUCACUCAGAUGUAUUAAAUAUUCAGCGUUUUAGCAAUAAACGGGACGGGGGAAAAAAAGAAAAAAAUAAAAAUAAUAAUAAUAAUUAAUAAUUCGCUUUCUUCGCGACUCUUCUGGGAGAGAAUAUUCGAGUGCUUCCGCGCGAUGCAGGCGCACGAAGUUUCGGGGGAACUGGCCAAGCUCGGGGCCCGCUCGUUUGACUGAGCGCGAUUCUCGAUUCCGAUGCUCGAGCUUUCUAGCCAUGCGAAAUAACCGAGAGAGAGAAAGAAGAAAGAAUUAAAUAAAAAAUAAAAGAGAACAGAAAAUUCACAAAAACUAAUUAAAAACGAAGUGUAAUCAUUCUCCAUCUCUCUCUCUCUCUAUCUCUCUCUCGAACCGCUAGUCAAUUACGAACACAAUUCGAAUCUAUCUGUAUCGCUUGAGAGAAUACUCGAAGACCGAUUCUCCUCGACUCGCCCCGUUCGAGGAACGAGCGAACUCUUCUAACCGUGAUCAGAAUAUCCUCGAAAGCGAUCAAAUCGGGCUCGCGACGAACAAAAUCGCGAACAAUCUCUCUGCGUGGUAUGCCGUGGCCAUGUUUAAAUUUCCUCCACCGAGGAAAUUCACGCGUGUGGUUUGUACCGGGGCCCGGUGACUCGUGUCUAGCGCUAGCAACGUCCCGUGUGUAAAUACGAAAUUAUCUCUACGACGUAUAAAUAUACAUAUACAGAAACAAAAAAGAAUAUAUUAUAUAUAUAAUAUAUAAUAUAUUAUAUAUAUAUAUAAAAUAUCUAUACAUGCACGCGUAAUUCCGUGCUAGGGUGUCGAGCGAAUGAGCGACAGAUGAGAGAGAGAGAGAAAAAGAGAGAGAAAGAGAGAGAGAGAGAGAGAGGAAGAGAGAGAGAGAGAGGGGGGAGAGAAAGAGAGAAUUUCCGCGCUAAUAACGUCGUAAUUGCUGCUCGUGAUAAAUGAGACACUUUUUGGCUAAGCACACUUUAAUAAAUUUCGGUUUUACUGAGAUGUAAGAACGUAAACGACACACACGUACACACUCACACGGAUAUCCACAAUAUAUAUACACAAAUUUUUCUCCACGAAGUAUUAAUAAUUCACGUACACUCGAACAAGGAGUACACGUUUGCACAAAGGAAAAAAAAAAAAGGCAUUAUUGUCGCAAAGGGGGAUCGACGCUUUUUUUUUUUCGCCGCGUGUACGCUGAAUCGUAUCCCGAAGGAAACGUCACACUAUUAUAUAUUAUCAAUCACCGAUGAUCAUACAUACACUCGAUCAUCAUCCCGCAACACUUGCUAUUCCCCGAUAAUCACGUCCUUCGAAAGAGAUCCUAAUUUUUGAUCAAAGCCGUCCAGCUUAACUUUUUGCGAGGAUAUUUCUUGGUAUUUUCGCACGCGAUGUAUAAUUAAUCAGCAGAGAAUCGAAAGAGUUAUUAAAUAGGCUUUAAAAAAGAAAAAAAAGAAUUAAAAAAAAAAACGAGCGAGUCUGAAUCACGUGGAUUUGCCCAGAAUUCAUUGGGAUUGACGUAUCGUCGUGUGUGAGCGUGUCGCCCGCUGUAUGAUGUGAUUCGAAUGAAGGUGGAACAGUUCGUUUUUCGAGGGAAAAAAAUCAUGAGGAUUGACGAACGAGAAACGAAGAAGGAGUCGUAUCGAUGCAAGUGAAAGAUCAAAGUCAAAUCAUCGAGAUAAAAGAAGAAGAAACGGGAAGGAAGAAAUGUAGGAAGGUUUGUUCGAGAAAUAGCGAUCCAUGAGACUCUCGUCGCUGUAUCACGAAUGCUAGUCACUCUUUCUUUUCAUUUUUUUUUUGAAAUAACACCGGUAUAUAUCGCUAUAUAUCGGGAUUAAAGAGAAACGCGCGUGUGCACAGCUUUCAAUUGCGAUAUCGAGAUGUUGUUAUUCGAUCGACGCCAACGUCGUAUGCCAGCGUAUCGUUUCAAGUGAAGCGAAUCGACGAUGAGUCGUUCUUUUCUCGCGCACGCUUGUUAGAUCUGUUGUGAUCUCGAUGUGUUUGCCUUCGGUAAAAAAUUCGUUCGGCGACGCGGCGAUUUCUCGAUCAGAUUGGUCUUGGUGAGCGAAAUAUUGAAUGGCAAGGGAGACGAGAAGGAAAUAGGUGAGGGGGAGGCGUGUAAAUGAGGGGGCGAGCUGUGUAAAUGAGAAUAAUUGGGAGCGAGAGUUUUUGCGGUUACGUCGAUAAUCCAGCCACGUGACGUAUUUCGCGAGUUCGAUACUUAAUUUUUUAACCAAUUUCUGCCAUUUUGUCCGGGAACGUACUUAAUAAUCAACAAUAAUCAAAAAAGGAAUUAAUAGAAAUAGAGAAGUUUUCUGCGUUACGCGAUAAAAAAAGAACACGUCUCAGGAUGCUUCUAGUCAAGAAUCGUGGCGAAUAGAACGUGGCUGAUUAUCGACGAAAUCCCGAAUUCCUUAGAUGUCAUUGAUUAACACUUAAAAUGAAAAAAAAGAAAAAAAGGAAAAAGAAAAAAAAAGAAAUCAUGUUACAUGAUACUGUCUACGUGGUAGGUGUAAAGUAUAAGUGCAUGAUGCCGUCGUUCUAGCGAUCAAUCACUCUUGAGCUUGCGAAACAAACAAACAAACAAACAAACAAAGGAGGAGAGAAAAAGAAAAAGAUGUGUCGCGAUGUAUAACGUUGUAAUAAGGGAUUUAUUAUAAACGUUGUUUAGUGUCGGCUCUUGUAUCGUGCACGCCGUGGCUCGCCAUCGGUCUCGUUAAUCGUAACAAUUUAUACACGCAUAGGACAAUGUUACGUGUGCAACAACGUGUUAAAAAACAAUGGUAUUAUAUCGCUACUAUUCGUUAUGAGCGUGCUUAUUGCAUGGUUGUUCGUGUCGUUUCGUUCGUAUGUCAAAGGGGGAGGAAAAUCUGCCAGCGAGGCGAACAGAAAUGGAGGAUAAGAGGAAGGAAAGGGAUGAAAAGUGUGAAAGUGCGAGAGAAAGAGAGAGAGAGAGAGAGAGAGAGAGAGAGAGAAGCGAGAAGAAUCAAUGUGCAUGCGUUUGCUACAUGUGUAUGUAUGAGUGCGUGUAUGAGGAAGAGGAUUGUGCCUGGUGCUUUGGAUAAUAUUAAUUUUUCGCGCACGCGUGGAAAUAGCUUGUGACGUGUGCAGUCUGUUCACACAUUGUACUUAAUGUACAGUCCGAGUAUUAUCGACACCUUAUUUUCAUUACGAUGGAGUUAGGAAAAGGAAAAGGGAUAGAUGAAAAGAUUAAUAAUAAAAAAAAAAAAAAAAAAAGAGAAAACAAAAAGUGAGAAGCGCGGCAUAUUUACAUUGUGACAUUUCGACCGUAUUCUGCUUUUAUAUACGAUGUUCUUUUUUCAAAUUUGAGUCUUUUUUAAAAAGCACGAGAAGAAGCGGAAGAUUCGAACGAAUAUUUUGGAUCUUUCGAUCGACUCGCGAUUCAAAUGUGAAAAAUUAACAUCUCUAACGCAUAAGAAUAAACAUCAAAGCAGAAGAGUAAUCUUGGUUGAAAUGUAUCACGACGUACGAAAGAGGAAAGACGAAAUAAAGAGAAAAAGGGGGCGAGAAAAAGAAAAAAAAAAAGAAAAAAAAAGAGAACAAAAAGAUUUUAAAAAGAGGAGAUUUUUUAUAUUUGUUUAUAGGUUCGUGAGAAUGCUGCACUUUUCGAGCAAGUUGUUAGUAAAUUCCCUCCAUAUUACUAUAUAUAUAUAAUACAUAUAAAAAAUAUAUAUAUAUAUAUAUAUAAAGGAAGUUAACAAACAAAACAAAAAAAAAAUCAAUUUUCUGUCCGUACUCGGUACACAUAAGAGUAACGCUACUAUUUUAAAUAACGCUAAGUACAACGCUACAACAAAGGUUUGCCUAUAUAAUUAUUAUUACAACUACAUUUUAUUCUCAUUAUUAAUUCAUAUGAUUAUUAUUAUUAAUUAUCAUUACUAUGAUUACGAGGUCUAUACAUAUAAUUGAUUAGUGCUCUCGACAUCGCACGCAUAAGUGAGUGCAUUUUGGCACGUGUACUUAUUAAUGAAUAAUAUAAUAAACUAAUCGCUCAACAUGUGAAACGACACGUUAAAUAAGAAGAACACGAGGAAGAAGAAAGAAAAAAAAAGAAGUGAGAAAAUGAAGAAAAAAAAUAAAUAAACAAAGAAACAGAGAUUCGUACAAUUGCAAAACGAGUUAGGGUUCGUGUCGAUGAUUUUCGUGUCUAGCCAAAAAAUAAAAAAAAAAAAAAAAAGAAAAAAGAAGAAAAAGAGAAAGCACGAUGUUCUCCAUCCGUGAAUCAUAAGAAAGCGCGAGGUAAUUGCGAACCGUAUGCACUGUGUUAAAAAAAAAAAAAAAAGAAAAACAAGCACACACAAAAAACAGAUUAAAAAAAAAGAAAGAAAGAGGGGGAAAAAACGAGAUAAACGAAAUAGAUAGGCAGAAACGUAAAAGGGGAUUCGUGUAGAUGUGGAACUGCCCUUGCAUACAGAUUUCAAAUCAAACGUUUUACGUUUUUUUAAGCGUAAUCAUGGGCGGAUGAGAGAGGAAAGCGCAUAAAUGUCGCGGUAUAACACUUACUCGGACGCUUAGUCGUUAGAAUCGUAACCUGUUCAGUAUUUAACUGCGCCGCGAACUGAAGAAGAAAAUCGCGACGAUGACGUACGAUCGAUGAUUCGAGAUCGAUGAUUCGGUGGAUGAUAGAUCGUGACGAGAAUCGAUCGAUUGUAAAUUCGAAAUCUCAUCGUGAAUAUCGUUCGCGUUUAAAAAAGAAAAUUUCCUCAUCGUCGCGAGCUUCUUCUUGCACGCGAGAUAAUUUUCCAAUCAAUCGAUAAAAGUCAAUAUAUGCGAGAUUGUAGAGAGCGAAAGAGAGGGAGAGAGAGAGAGAUAGAAAGAAAGAAAGAGAGAAAGAGAGAGAGAGAGAGAGAGAGAGAGAAGAAAUAAUAAUAAAACAGAGAUAAAGAAAAACGACGAUGAACACGAAGAAACACAUACACACAGAGAAUAAUAAGAACUAAUGUAGAGAAAUCAUGUAGAGCUGCGAUUGUUUGAACGAAAUCAUCGAGUUUCAUCUGCGUCAAAAUAGCGUUUUAUAAUCGUGAAUCCGUUUCUUAUGGUAAGCGAUACGAUUUAAAUAAUUGUACAGCAUUUGUAAUGCUACACGAGCCAUCCGCUCUGGAUUAAGCUUAAGCCCAUCCGGUUUCACACGUACAAACACACGUACAUACACGCGCACACACAUACAUACAUAUACAUACAUAAAAAAACACAAAACACAGAUCAAUUUAAUCGCUGCAGUUACAUUUCUUCAAAGACUGAACAUCGUUCCGCGGCAUAUUGUUUUCUAUGUAUACAUAAUGUAUAUUUCACCACCAUGUUACGCCAUGUCAUUGUUGAUCGUAAUUUCAAGCUACUAUUUAGAAACCGCGUAUUCGAAUCAAUGAAACAAUGAGAAUUUUCGAUUUUACUGCGCACUGAAAUGGGGAGGAGAAAAAGCGGAUUAGAAAAAGAAAAAAACGUAAUUGGGACACGAGGAAGAAAUAUAUGUAAUAUGGCCUAACUUUUUCACAAUUAACGACGCGAUUUAGAUGUGUAGAACGCCUGAGAAAUGAAGCGAAGAAAAAAAGAAAAAAGAAAAAAAAAGACAAAAAAGAAAAAGAAAAAGAAAAAGGAAAAGAAACAAACAUGGAUCGAUGUUCGAUCGACGAACAAAUGACUGCAAAGUUAAUUAACGUUUUAAAUGAAAUCUCGAUGCUUGUCUAAAUAUGAUUUCCGAUCGAAAGCCAAAAUUGUAACUGCGACACCGCACGUCGAUCAGUCUCGUCGGAGACACGGACGACGCAGGUUAAAUUCCCGGCACUUUUAACAAAGUACUAUUAAGUAGAGGUACUUAAGUCGUUGCUACAUACCAAUAUAAGCUCUAUUGCUUAUUUUAUACUUAGUAUUAUCGUAACGUUUCGAUUAGAGGUAACAUAAUGGGAAAGUUGUAUCUUAGCAUAAGGUAGACUAAUCUGUAAAGAUAAGUAGUCAAAUAAAUGAAAAGUACAUUUGA
This is a messenger RNA of Apis cerana (Asiatic honeybee), 22132 nucleotides long. It is a transcript of the gene rg, whose product is annotated as A kinase anchor protein rugose. Lineage: Eukaryota; Metazoa; Arthropoda; Insecta; Hymenoptera; Apidae. Gene Ontology annotation, biological process: intracellular protein localization. Gene Ontology annotation, cellular component: membrane; cytosol. The record is from RefSeq and is a predicted model, not a curated record. Gene Ontology annotation, molecular function: protein kinase binding.